Messenger RNA from Trichomonas vaginalis G3, 771 nucleotides. RefSeq lists its product as uncharacterized. The coding region runs from base 1 to 771 and encodes 256 amino acids. The record is from RefSeq and is a predicted model, not a curated record. The transcript has a single exon. NCBI's taxonomy places the organism in Eukaryota, Parabasalia, Trichomonadida, Trichomonadidae.
AUGAUUAAACAACAGCAACCACAACAACUUAAGGCACAAAGCACCCAGGUCCCUCAGACCAUUACAUACGCCAUAUAUGCAUAUAAUUCAAAGACGGCAGAACAAACGCAAAGGUUGAAAUAUGGAGAUUUGGAGAUAGUAUUGAAAAAUGACCAUUUCGAAUUCGUUUGCAAGGGUGGUGCAGUGAUAUCAAAUAUAAAAGAAAUUUUAUUUAUGAAUUCAAAAAUUAAAGGUAUAACGGAUGAUAUAACAUCAAUUCCACCAGAAGAACAAAGAUAUUACGCAUUAAAUGCAUUUCCUAAAGUUUUGAAGAUUGGAAGAUUUAAUUUAAAUGAGGAAUUCAUAAAAGGUUUCCUAAAUGACAUAAUGAAGAAAGCAGAUAAGGAAUAUGUGGAUGAAAAAGAUAAUGAAAUUAAAGAAAAGGUUGAAUGGUAUCAUGAAUGGACAUCAAAGAUUUUUAAAACUAAAGCUGAUACAGGAUGGGUUUCAGGAUGUUUAGACUUUAAAGCGGAUAAAACUUAUGUUAACGAUGAGUUAGAGAAGAAAGCGGAUAAGGAAUAUGUUAACGAUGAGUUAGAGAAGAAGGUGGAUAAGGAAUAUGUUAACGAAAUAUACCAAAGUUUGAUAGGAACAACGAAAAAUAUUGAAACUAUUGUUGGUGACUUUUCUGUCAAUGAAGAAAAUAAAUAUUUUAGAUGGCAGUUUGUACAGUCCUUAAAAAUGGUACACGGUGUAAACUCAUUCCGAAAAAUAACAAUGAAAUGUAUGUAG